GAAGGGACACUUUAAAUGUAAACAAAAACGUGACGGCCAUGUUGGCGUUGGUUAUUUUAUCAAUUUAGUGUUAUCAGGUAAACAACUGCAGUAUCAAUGUAUCAUAAGGUAUCAUAAUUCAUGAUUUAAAGUUAGUAAAAAACUUAGCAAGAGCAUUUGUUACACGUUUUUUAUUUUGCGUACUGCUUUUUAACUGUUCUCUUGUGGUCUGUGCCUUUGUGAAUAAUAUUGUACAUUUUGUAUAUAUCUACAUAAUAUAACAAUGUCGAGCCGAAAGAGUGGAUAUUCAUUUAAAUGCAUUGUGAAAUCGUGCGGAGAACUGAAAAUUCAAAAAGAAUCUGUUAGUUUUUUUUCUUUUCCCAAAGAUCCUGCUCGAUGUAAAAUUUGGUUAGAGCAAUGUCAACUGCCAGCUGACAUUCUAUCUCAAAAAAAUAUUAAAUUAUGUGGAAAACAUUUUGAAAAAAAUAUGUUUCUAAAUUUUUUGGAGAACAGGUUGAAGCCAGAUGCUAUACCUACACUAUUUCCAGAUGAAAGAGAUGGUUGUGAAGUUAGUCACAUUAAGAACAUCUUUGAAGUUAUCAUCUAGUGACAAAGUUGGAAUCUGUACCACUUUAACUGAAAAUGUGUCUUGUGGCUCAAAUAGUCCACUAAAAAUUAAUGACG
This is a messenger RNA of Acyrthosiphon pisum (pea aphid), 663 nucleotides long. Its product is annotated as 52 kDa repressor of the inhibitor of the protein kinase-like. The record is from RefSeq and is a predicted model, not a curated record. Bases 263 to 586 code for a protein of 107 amino acids. Lineage: Eukaryota; Metazoa; Arthropoda; Insecta; Hemiptera; Aphididae. The transcript has 3 exons. Gene Ontology annotation, molecular function: sequence-specific DNA binding.